Messenger RNA from Cricetulus griseus (Chinese hamster), 4552 nucleotides. The record is from RefSeq and is a predicted model, not a curated record. Lineage: Eukaryota; Metazoa; Chordata; Mammalia; Rodentia; Cricetidae.
UCAUUUGGGCCUAACUUGGGCGGGUGGCUGGCAUAAAGCUCACACGUGGCGGUGGGGCCCAGGCAGCUUUUGGCGGAAAGAUUUAUCAUAACAAUGGACUCUGAAAUUCUUCUGGAAAAGAUGCAUAGCAAAGGCUUCUCUGUAGAAAUAUGUGACAAAGAUGUAGUACAAUGAGGAAGAUUGGAUCCAGCACCCACCGCAAACACUAAAAGCCAUAGGUGCUGACAUCUUUUAUAUGUAUGACUUAGCAUGUACAUAAAAAUCAUGAAUACUCUCUUAUGCUUUCAGCCACCCUGGGGUAGUUAUAAUGUCUACAGCAACAUUAAUACAUGAAAAUCGUUGUUAUUCCUUCUUUUGAAAGAGAAUGAAGACAAGAAAGUCUUUUACAUAUUUAGUAUAAACAUCAUUACUUUUGGAAUAGUUUUGAUCUUUAAUGGCCCAGAUUUGUGGAUGUAGAACUUGUAGAUACCACAGGCUGGCUGUGCUCACCAAGAAUAGAAUUCAGAUUUCACUCCCUGUUUCUAACUGAUUCUCGGUUGAUGAAAACACAUUGCUUCUCAAAAAAAGAAUUCAACAAUUACAAGGAGCUACCUCCAGAUAGUUUAACAGUUUUAUUCUUCAUUAUUGUCAGAAAAUCUAAAUUUUCAUUCAUUUUUCCAAGGGGGAGUACAAAUUUAUCUGUUUUCUCUUUGGUGGAAAAUAGUCAACUUCUCCUUCAAUUAACUUUUGCUGACCUAUAGCUCUUUCAGUCAGUUUUUCCUAAGCAUUUGUUAUAUGCCAGAUACAGUUGUUGGGACACAGGACACAGUACACAUGUAGGAGACACCAGGCCUCAUGCUGCACACACACUGUGGAUGACAUGGAUGGUUUGCAAACCUAACGUGGCAGAAGGAAGGAAACACUACGGGAGGAAUUAAAAGGACAGAAGUAGUUUUUACAUGGGGAGGAGUGUAGAGUGUUUUGCUUUGUUUUGUUUUGUUUUUUGAUUGGUGGUCUGGAUGCAUUUCAUCCAGGUACUGGCGUUUAUACAAAAUCUGUGCAGCAGCAGGUGGAGGUAAACUGCUUGUCAUAUUUCAAGCAGGCCAACAAAGCCUGCAGUGCAUUGAGAGAUGGAGACAGUGAUACGUGAUGGAUUCUUUUCUGUCUUGAGCAAAAUGUGGAAACUCACAAGCCUUCCAAGUGCAGCAAGGUUGGCUAGUUCAAGUCUAACCUGAAGGAAGAUGUCAAAACAGAGAAGCAAGUGGAGCCAAGGAGAUUUCUUGAGAGAGAGAUAAUGGAGUGUUCGAGCAAGUAAGGAGUCAAGAACACAUCUAGGGUGCAGCUGUGGGCCAUAGCACAUCUGGAUGGGGCAUGGCAGGAGAAGCUGGGCUGCACUGAGCUCACUCACAGAGCAUCUUUGCUUCCUUGCCUGGAGCGAAGGAACUCGAUUUAAAUCUGUGCAUUGCCAGGGGCAGAGAGCAGACAACAUGGAUAGAGAGAAGUUUCAGCAGAAGGCUGUGAAGCCAACUAAGCAGAAGAAAUCCACGUCGGCUGAAUUUCUGAUGGUUGAAGAAGACGGAGAAGCUGCACAAGGUGCCGGGAAUCCAGGUUUUAACAUGAGCAGCCCAGAACUCUCAGCCCAUCAGACUCCAAAAGAGAAAGUGAUUAGACAUGGCAUGCUGGAUCACACCCUUGCAGCUCAUCAACAAAAAUCUAGGCUGCCAGCCUCAGCAGGACCCAAAGGAAAUGAAUACAGCAGAAAUUACUUUGACCCACCGACGGAGGGGGAAAUAAACUCAAGGCAGUGCCGGAUGGAGGUCAGCAGACAGGAUGGAGGGACGAAGGAAGAGAAACUGGAUCAUGAAUCACUCAGCUUUCCAAGUAAGAACCAGCAUACUCACAAAGAGGCUGAGGAGGCCACUUCCGCAUGCACUGAAGAGUCUGAGAGGCAAGGUGGGAGAGGCAUCAUUCUGCUUGCAGACCCUCCAUCAGGACAGGAUUUGAAAUUUAAAAGUAAAAGACUCAGCCAGAACAUUCCCAUGUCAUGUUUAAAGGAAAAACCAUUUGAGAAGGCUCCAAGUCAGCUGUGCGCUGCAGAUGGGAAUCCUUAUACCAAGGACAGUGUCAUAGGGCCAUAUUCAUGUCCACAAGCAGCCAAAGAAUCCCAAAGAGCAGAAGGAGCUUGGCGCAAGGGUGAACAGUCUCAGUUGCUUCGUCUACAAAUACAGAUCAGCUGUAUCAGGGGCCUCAAGAACAAGGCUCCCCAAGGCUCCUACCUUCUCAGAGUGUCUCUGCUCAACCAGCUGGGGAGCUGUGUCUCACAGUGGUGUCAAACUGAGCAGCUGAAGACGAGAACACGCCCAGUUCGUCAUGGUGGCAACUUUUAUGAUGUGGGGCUGUAUUUCCAUGAAAGACUUUCCGUGGUACUUCCUCAAAGGAUAUCAGUGAGACCUGGCUUGUCUUUUUUGUUCGAACUCUUCCUUCUCCGUGGAACAUGUGCUAACAGUGACCUGGUCGUUGGCUGGGCAGCAUUUCCCAUGUGUGAUAACAACUUCCGGAUAGUGGAAGGAAAAUUCAAGUGUCCCCUUCUCCGAGGAAAUUAUGACCAGAAACUGGACAGCUUCAGGAAAAUUGAAGAUUUGAUUUGCCAAGAUUUGGAUCGGUGGCUGUGCAAUCUGUAUUUUCAGGUAAUUAAAACUCCUUUACAUUUGGAUGAUCAAAAAAGCCAUGAGAGCCGCAGGCAGCUUUCUCCUGACCGUCCUGUGUGCUUAAUGGCAAAAGCAGAGAAUGCAGAAUUCAAUUUGGAUAAUACAGCUGGCCCUUCAAAGCAAGAAGCCCAGAGAAGCACUCAUGCUGCAAUGGACCGUGCCACCCAUUCUUCUCAGGGGAACAUUUCUAAUAAAACUGAUCGCUGCCCUAGGGACUGUGAUCUCAGCCUCUUCAAAGAAGUCCAUGGCUUCCACACUAAGGAGGGAGAUCAUUCUGUGAAGAAUAGAUCUACUGUGUGGAGACCAGGAGAGCCUGAAGAUUAUUCAGGGGAUAUGUCUUACCUGGAGGAAUUGGAGAAACAUCGACUUUCAGUUUGCUGCUCUCCCAUUGCAGAUGGCUGUGGUUAUGGAGAGGUAGCCAAGCACCUCCACUUUGCAUCUGUGUCCUUGUUUUCAGAACUUGAGUUAGCUCAAUGGCAGAGCCAAGGCUUCUGGUACCUCCUUCUGCUGAUGGCUUGUCUCUGGUUCCUGAGGCUCUACCUGCAUUACCUGGGCCAGUGGCUUUUCCUCUGGGUGCUUUCAACUCCAGUUACAAAAUUCCAGUUUUAUUCCUACACUGUUGAGCUCUGCUACUCUACUUCUUCACUUCACAUUGGAGAAGAGCUGGCUGUGAUUGCAUUGGGGCCCUUAGCUCUGAACACAAUAACAUUCCCCUUGCUUCUGAUCAGAUGGGGCUGUCAGCUCCUGUUCUCCUCCCGCCCAGAUGCCUUGUCAAAGCUAAUCAUCACGAUGGGACUAUGGACAGUUCUAGACCCAUUGGCGGUGUUUAUAGUGGAUACUUUCCUGGGGCGGCUUGCACAUAAUGGGGAGACUCCUAUUGCAGAUGCAGCUAAACUCUACUGGAUGUUUGUGAGAACCAAACACUCAGCCAUCCUUGGUGUCGUGAUCACAGUGGUGCUUUACACUCUGCUGUUUGUCAUCUCUUCCUUGAUUUUGUAUGUGUAUUGCCUCAGGUUGCACAAUGACUCUUGGAUAUUAGAUGCAUUUCAAAGAAUCCACAGUGAAGAAGCCAAGUUCUUCAUACCGUACGAUUUGGAAAUUUCCAAUCAGGAGCUAAGUCACAUCAUGAAAAGGUCUGAGCAGUGGAGAGGGAUCCAUGGCGAGAGAAGGAAGGUGGCACUGCACGAUUACAUGUGCAAAAGACAUGACACCAAGUCCAGUGUCUCCAGCUCUGACCCCCACCAUCAGGAUGGAAUUUCUGCAUCUGCAGUUGGUCCAGGAGGGGUUACUUCCCACAUAUCUGUAUACACUGUUUAUCCCAGUGGGUUUCAAGAGUUAUAUCGCCAUUUUCUUAGGCUCCCGGAUGGAGCCAUCAUUGAGGUAUUUGGUGAUAUCAGUGCCUUGAAGUUCAUCCCCAGCAAAGUGAUCACAGCUAUUGAGGAACACAUAAGGGAAAGGGAUGCUGUGCAGAGAGAAACCUUUGCUACUGCCCAAGAGAAAUGAGAUGGCUCCAUGGAAAUAAAAGGAGAUCAUUGGCCCAACUGGAAAGAUGAAUAUAAUUAAGGACAAUACUUUCUGUCUCCUGAGGGGCACCUGGGAACACACUAUUUCUUAAUCUACAGCAUUAUUGCAAGGCGUGGUUGUUGUUUACAAAUGGUAGUAUGUAGAGAGUUUUGUGGCUGUUGUUUCUUUAUAUUUGCUUUCCUUGCCUUUACAUGAAUGUUACUAAACAUUCAGGAUUAGAUGAUAGGUUCAGAAUUUGUGUUUGUCUAAGCCUUUGUUGAUGCUAUGUUUAUAUAGGUGUGUGGUAGGUAAAGAUUCUGGCAAAUGCUUCUCUCCGAGUUCUCUCUUCUUUUUAAAAAAGA